Molecule: messenger RNA, 717 nt
Organism: Theobroma umbraticum
Lineage: Eukaryota; Viridiplantae; Streptophyta; Magnoliopsida; Malvales; Malvaceae
Product: transcription factor MYB63-like
Source: RefSeq, a predicted model, not a curated record
AUGGUGAGGCAACCAACAUCCUGGAACAGAACAUUUCUAAUGAAAGGAACAUGGAGCCCUGAAGAAGAUCAGAAGUUGAUUGCUUAUAUCAUGAGAUAUGGCAUUUGGAAUUGGAAUGAAAUGCCCAAAUAUGCUGGCUUGUCAAGGCCAGGGAAGAGUUGCAGACUUCGUUGGAUGAAUUACUUGAGGCCUUACAUAAAGCGUGGAAACUUCACCAAGGCAGAAGGAGAAACCAUAUUCCACCUGCAAAAGAUGCUAGGAAAUCGAUGGUCAGCAAUUGCAGCAAUGCUACAAAGAACUGACAAUGAUAUAAAAAACUAUUGGAACACUCGCUUGAAGAAAAGAGUGGAGAACAAUUUAGCGUCAGCAACUGCAUCACCUACAGCAAAUAAUUCAGGUAUCGAACCUGAGCAGGAGAAUUCCUCUGAUGCUGAUUCCUCAUCCCUCAAUACUUUGGUGGAGUUGGACUCAGCGUUGAAGGACUUCCCAGAACCAGCCGCUUAUGAAAUUUCUCCAUCAGAGAACGCUUACACAGUAGAGGACAAUUUUGUUUCAUCUCAAGAGUCUUGGGAAAUACAGAGUUUACUGGAGCAGCCACUGACGGAAGUAGCUUUUGAUUCUGAAGAUUGCCAAGUCUUGUCACCAAAUUCUCAGCUAUGGCUCCAUGAGUCCUUCUAUAAUCCUGAGGAUGAUUUCAGGGUCAAUCCAUUUAUUUAG